AUGACGCUUCACAUUCCGUACUUCGCGGCGCUCACGACGUACAUCAGCUAUGGCUUCCUCUUCCUCUUCGGCCACAUCCGCGACACCUUUCGCUCGCUGCUUCCGCAGCUCAAGGACACGUUGAAGGGCUACGCACCCCUGUGUCGCGACUUUGAAGACUUCUACACUCGCCGCUUCUACUAUCGCCUUCAGGUGCGCCCCUCGCCUUCAGGUGCGCCCCUCGCCUUCAGGCGCAAGGAGUCAGUGGUGCGGAGUCUGAACCUGGGGUCGUACAACUACCUGGGCUUCGGUGCGCCCGACCCCUUCUGCACUCCCCGUGCUCAGGACUCGCUGCGCCUCUUCGGCUCCUCCACCUGCAGCAGCCGCACCGACGCAGGGACGACUGAGGUGCACGUGGAGUUGGAGCGGUGCAUGGCGGAGUUCAUCGGCAAGCCAGCUGCCCUCGUGUACGGCAUGGGCUUCGCCACCAACUCCCUCACGCUGCCCGCCCUCGUUGGCAAGGUGCGCCCUCGUUGGCAAGCUCAUAGUCACAACUCAUACCUGUGCCUGCGACUAUCCUUUGAUGUGCUACUGCAUGCUGCCAUGUGUGGAGGGCAGGGGAGUCUGAUCAUCAGUGACUCGCUCAACCACUGCAGCAUCAUCGCGGGAGCGCGUGCGUCGGGUGCCGGCAUCAAGGUCUUCCAACACAACGUGCCGGAGAACCUGGAGCAGGUGCUGCGCACGGCGAUAGCAGAGGGGCAGCCGCGCACGCACCGGCCGUGGAAGAAGGUGCUGAUAGUGGUGGAGGGCAUCUACAGCAUGGAGGGCGAGAUCUGCCGCCUGCAACAGAUCGUGGACAUCAAGCGCAAGUACAAGGCGUACCUCUUCCUCGACGAGGCGCACAGCAUCGGCGCGCUGGGCCGCACGGGGCGCGGCGUGUGCGAGGUGGCGGGCGUGGACCCGGCUGACGUGGACGUGCUGAUGGGCACCUUCACCAAGUCCUUCGGCUCCUGCGGUGGCUACAUCGCCGCCUCCCACGAGCUGAUAGCGUAUCUCAAGGCCACGAGCCCCGGGCACCUGUACGGGACGGCGAUGGCUCCAGCAGCGGCGCAGCAGAUCCUGUCGGCGCUCAAGCUGCUGCUGGGCCACGACGGCUCCUCCAGAGGGGCUGCACUUUCCUCCUUAGCUGCUGCGCCCACAUGCGCAUGGCAGUUAGCAUGCCCCAUGAGUCGCCACAUGACUAUCUCUACCUCCGCUCCAUGCCCGCACCCCAUGUGCUCUCCCCCACGCCCCUCCUCCUCACGUUCCCCUAUGCCCAUGUGUGCGCGCUGGGGUGGGCGAGCAGGGCAGGAGAAGCUAGCGCAGCUGAGGGAGAACUGCAACUGGUUCCGAGGGGAGCUGCAGCGCCUGGGGCUGGAGGUGCUGGGCGAUGAGGACUCGCCCGUGAUGCCCAUCAUGAUCUACCACCCCGGCAAGAUCGCUGCCUUCUCCCGCGAAUGCCUCAAACGCCAUGUGGCGGUGGUGGUGGUAGGCUUCCCCGCCACGCCUGUGCUGCUGGGCCGCGCCCGCAUCUGCAUCUCCGCCGCUCACACCCGCGCCGACCUUGAGUACGCCCUCAAGGUGAGAAUGCGCCCUCAAGGUGCUAAUGCGCUUUCAAGGUGCAAAUGCGCCCUCAAGCGUCAUGGUUGGUCGGGGCAGCGUCAUGGUCGGGGCGAGGUGCGUGCUGGUUGUGAUAAACCAUGCUGUCCUCUGUCCCGCCGGGCAGCUGGCCCGUGGCUGGGUACCGGUAGUUCAAGUCAGGUGGUGAGUGCGGGCAGUGUAGCAGCCGUGGGCGCGGGAGGAAUGGCGUGCACAGUGACUGCCAAGUACACCUGCACUCCAGGCCCUGCCCUCCUUGCUGGACAGCGCCCUGCCCUCCUUGCUGGACAGCGCCCUGCCCUCCUUGCUGGACAGCGCCCUGCCCUCCUUGCUGGACAGCGCCCUGCCCUCCUUGCUGGACAGCGCCCUGCCCUCCUCGCUGGACAGCACCUGCGGUGGGCGCAGGGCGGCACGUUGGAGUCUCUCGUCCAGGGCGAGUCUCUCGUCCAGGGCCCCAUCGCCCCCAUCUCCUCUGCUUUGACCUCCGAGGAUGGCCUUCGAGCGGAGGCACGGCUUGUUGGGGCGGGAGGAGGAGCGGCGAAGGCUCCAUUUGUUCCUCCGCGACUCAUAGGCGGCGAGCAGUUGUCCCCGAACCACGUGACUGGCUCCAUGGAGUCCCCGGGGCACCUGUGCUUGCUGACGGACAGUCAGCAGGUGCUGCAUGGCCCCGGUGCCGUGAGUGAGCUCCGGUGCCUGAGCCCCGGUGCCGUGAGUGAGCCCGGUGCCGUGAGUGAGCCCCGGUGCCUGAGCCCCGGUGCCGUGAGUGAGCCCCGGUGCCCCCCGGUGCCGUGGGUGCUGGACGAGGUGGCGGACCUGGUGGGGCUCAAGUACAUCCCGCCGCUGCCGCCUCUCCACGCCUCCCCCCACGCCUCCCCCCACUCCUCCCCCUCCAAUGGCCCCGUCUCCCCUGGAAUGCCGGACAGCCAUGCCAAGGUCCAUGGGGGGGUGCUGGGUCACGGGAAGGUGGAGUAA
This is a messenger RNA of Closterium sp. NIES-65, 2589 nucleotides long. Lineage: Eukaryota; Viridiplantae; Streptophyta; Zygnematophyceae; Desmidiales; Closteriaceae. The record is from the annotation of a GenBank genome assembly.